AGUAUGCCUUUCCACUAAAAGUGACAUUGGCAAAGGAUCUAACAAAAACAUAUGUGGAAGUAUUCAUGUUCUCAUCUGCUAAUUAGUGUUCAGCCCACAUUUUUGCUAUCCAAUAAUUAAGAAAUGGAAGUUUUUCACUCUAUCAAAGACUUGGUUGCAACAAGAGGUAGUGGUUAUAGUAAUCUCCUAGUGCGAAGGCCCAUGCAAAUUACAGUGUUCUGUAUUGGAUUUGCUGUGUUGUUGAUGUUCUUGAUAUGCAACUAUCCUUCUCCCUUUAGAAUUUCUACUAUCUCAAACUACUUCAACGGUGUCUCAACAAAGGAGAAACAUGAGUCGAGGCUAGAGAGUAUUCUAAGAAAUGCAUCGAUGGAGAAUAACACAGUUAUCAUCACAAACUUGAAUGAUGCAUGGGCAGAACCAGGUUCAAUAUUUGAUGUAUUUCGAGAGAGUUUUCGAAUUGGGAACGAGACACAACGAUUCUUAAAUCAUUUGGUGGUAAUUAAUUGGGACCAAAAGGCACAGGUACGUUGCCAAGCCGUACACCCACAUUGUUAUCAAAUUGAAUCAAAGAGCGAGAAUGCCACAUCAAAGGAAGCAUUUUUUAUGACCAAAGACUACCUCCACAUUGUGUGGAAAAAAAUUGAGUUUCUUGGCCUUGUUCUUCAACUGGGCUACAGCUUUAUCUUCACGGAUACCGAUGUAAUGUGGCUAAGGAACCCCUUCAAACAUUUUCAAGAAGAUGCAGAUUUCCAAACUUCUUGUGAUUAUUUCACUGGAAACUCCUCGGAUAUGAAUAAUGCUCCAAACACAGGGUUCAGCUAUGUAAAAUCCAAUGAAAAAACCAUUUGGCUCUACAAGUUUUGGUUCAACUCUAGCAAACUUUACCCAAACUUGCAUGAUCAAGAUGCGUUUAACAUGAUCAAGAUUCACCCUAACAUUUCCAGCAUGAAUUUGAAGAUUAGGUUCUUAAGCACAACAUAUUUUGGUGGGUUUUGCCGGCCCAGUGACGACUUUAACCAAGUUUGUACAAUGCAUGCCAAUUGUUGUGUUGGAUUGGACAACAAAGUCAAUGAUCUUAAGAUCUUGCUUCAGGAUUGGAAAAAUUACAUGGCACUGCCUCAGAUUGAGAAACAACAAUCACAUCGUUCUUGGACUGUUCCUCAACUUUGCAGGACUUCCUUCCAACGAAUGCAUCAGAGGCACAAUAAACGUUGACCAUGACGACUGACAACAAUACAUUAAUUAACUAUAAAGGUUUUGAAGGUUGGAGCAUUGUUUCACCCAGUCUUCAACUCAUCACAGCAAAGGAUUUAGGUUGUCAUGCCAAUCGUUUGGUUGAGUUCUUGAAGAAAUUCCAUACAACUAGAAUCUGCGAAGAUAGAAGAGAAAAAGGGAAGAGAGAAGUUAGGAAUUUGGAAGAAAGCAAAGACUUGAUUUAAUUUUAUGAAUAUGGAAUUAUAUGUAUGGU
Molecule: messenger RNA, 1468 nt
Organism: Arachis stenosperma
Lineage: Eukaryota; Viridiplantae; Streptophyta; Magnoliopsida; Fabales; Fabaceae
Exons: 6
Coding region: 124-1215 (363 amino acids)
Source: RefSeq, a predicted model, not a curated record